AUGCGCACCUUUCUAGUGCUAGCUUCCCUGAGCCUUCUGGCAGCAUCGGCUGUCCUUGCCGAUGAGGAGGAAGUCACUGAACUGAAGGUGGAGACGCUGAAGAAGGCCGACGAAUGUACCCGUGGAGCGGCAAAGGGUGACAUGCUAACGAUGCACUACAAGGGAACUCUCACCAGUGGCACUGAAUUUGACUCGAGCUACCCUCGAGGAGAGCCCUUCAAGUUUCAAAUCGGCGUUGGCCAGGUGAUCAAGGGCUGGGACGACGGUCUGCUAGGCAUCUGCCCCGGGGAGAAGCGAAAGCUCACCAUUCCUUCCCACCUCGGAUACGGCGACAUGGGCGCCGGUGAAUCUAUUCCGCCCAAAUCUACCCUAAUUUUUGAAGUGGAGUGUGUUUCCGUCGAUGAUGGACCUGCCCCGGUCAACAUCUUCAAGGAGAUUGACUCUGACAGCGACAAUCAACUGUCCCGAGAGGAGCUGAGUAACUAUUUGAAGAAGCAAGUUCCCGAGGGCGCCCGAAGUAGCGACAUUCCCGACCAGGAUAAGCUGAUUGAGGACAUUUUCACCCACGAAGACCGGGACAAAAACGGGUACAUUUCACACGACGAGUUCAGCGGGCCAAAGCACGACGAGCUGUAA
Messenger RNA from Rhagoletis zephyria (snowberry fruit fly), 636 nucleotides. The record is from RefSeq and is a predicted model, not a curated record. NCBI's taxonomy places the organism in Eukaryota, Metazoa, Arthropoda, Insecta, Diptera, Tephritidae.